This is a messenger RNA of Lachancea meyersii CBS 8951, 3354 nucleotides long. NCBI's taxonomy places the organism in Eukaryota, Fungi, Ascomycota, Saccharomycetes, Saccharomycetales, Saccharomycetaceae. The record is from the annotation of a GenBank genome assembly.
AUGUCGAUCUACGAAUCUACUGUUCCUACGACCUCUGCGUUCAAUACCGCAGACUACAAGCCGCAGCUCGUCAAGGGCGUGGAGUCGGUGCUGGUGAUCGGGUCCGGAGGGCUUUCGAUCGGCCAGGCCGGUGAGUUCGACUACUCGGGAUCCCAGGCCAUCAAGGCUCUCAAGGAGGCCAACAAACGCACGAUCCUCAUCAACCCCAACAUCGCAACCAACCAGACGUCGCACGCGCUGGCAGACGAGAUCUACUACCUGCCGGUCACCCCAGAGUACAUCACGUACAUCAUCGAGCGUGAAAGACCAGAUGCCAUUCUGCUGACCUUCGGUGGCCAGACCGGUCUCAACUGCGGUGUGGCGCUAGACAAGAUGGGCGUCCUCGAAAAGUACAACGUCAAGGUGCUAGGAACGCCUAUCAAGACCCUGGAAACCUCCGAGGACAGAGACCUAUUUGCCCAGGCUUUGAAGGAAAUCAACAUCCCUACCGCGGAAUCGUUCGCCUGUGAAACCAUCGACGACGCCCUUAUCGCUGCCGAAAGAGUUGGGUACCCUGUCAUCGUCAGAUCUGCGUACGCCCUUGGUGGUCUGGGCUCCGGUUUUGCCAACAACGAGUUGGAAAUGAAGCAAUUGGCCGCACAAGCCCUAUCGCUAUCCCCUCAGAUUUUGGUCGAGAAGUCCCUAAAGGGCUGGAAAGAAGUCGAAUACGAAGUUGUACGCGACAGAGUCGGCAACUGUAUCACCGUCUGCAAUAUGGAAAACUUUGACCCCUUGGGUGUCCACACCGGUGACUCUAUCGUCUUCGCACCCUCUCAAACUUUGUCGGAUGAAGAGUUCCACAUGUUGAGAACUGCUGCUAUCAAGAUUAUCAGACAUUUGGGUGUAGUCGGUGAGUGUAACGUCCAAUACGCUUUGCAACCAGAUGGUCUAGACUACAGAGUCAUCGAAGUCAAUGCUCGUUUGUCGCGUUCCUCUGCUCUGGCUUCUAAAGCUACCGGUUACCCAUUGGCUUACACUGCUGCCAAGAUCGCUCUAGGUUACACGUUACCAGAAUUGCCAAACCCAGUUACCAAAACCACAGUAGCAAACUUCGAGCCUUCCUUGGAUUACAUCGUGGCCAAAAUUCCUCGUUGGGAUUUGGCCAAGUUUCAGCAUGUUAACAGAAACGUGGGUUCCGCCAUGAAGUCCGUCGGUGAGGUGAUGGCCAUUGGUAGAAACUUUGAAGAGGCCUUCCAGAAAGCCAUCAGACAAAUCGACCCCUCUUUCUUGGGUUUCCAAGGUUCCGACGAGUUCGGCGACGACCUAGACGAAGUUCUCGCCAACCCAACUGACCGCAGAUGGUUGGCCUUAGGACAAGCCUUGAUUUACGAAGGUUACUCUGUCGAAAAGGUUCACGAACUGUCCAAAGUUGAUGCCUGGUUCUUGCACAAGUGCAUGAACAUGGUGGAGAUGUACAAAGAACUUGACGCUGUGAACUCCUUGGAAGCAUUGGACAAAGAACUUUUGAUGAGAGCCAAGAAAAUGGGUUUCUCCGAUAAGCAGAUUGCUAUUUCCAUCAACAAGAACACUGAAGGCAAGGUCCAAGAGCUUGACGUCAGAAAAUACAGAAAGUCCUUUGGCAUCACCCCAUUUGUUAAAAAAAUUGAUACCCUAGCAGCAGAGUUCCCCGCCAACACCAACUAUCUAUACACCACUUACAACGCGACCAAGAACGACGUUGAAUUCGACGACAAGGGAAUGUUGGUCCUAGGAUCCGGUGUCUACCGUAUUGGAUCUUCCGUGGAGUUCGAUUGGUGUGCGGUCAACACUGCCAGAGCCUUGAGGGAGUCUGGAAAGAAGACUGUGAUGAUCAACUACAACCCAGAGACUGUUUCUACCGAUUUCGAUGAAGUUGACAGACUAUAUUUCGAAGAGCUUUCUUUCGAAAGAGUCAUGGAUAUCUAUGAACUAGAAAACUCCGAAGGUUGUAUCAUCUCUGUCGGUGGCCAGCUUCCUCAGAACAUCGCUUUGAAGCUUCAAGACGAUGGUGCCAAAAUUUUGGGUACAAACCCCAUCGACAUUGACAGAGCUGAAAACAGACACAAGUUCUCGUCCAUUCUUGACAGCAUUGGCGUUGACCAACCUGAGUGGAGCGAAUUGUCGUCCGUUGUCGAAGCUGAAGAGUUUUCGAAUCGUGUUGGCUACCCAGUGUUGAUUCGUCCAUCUUACGUUUUGUCUGGUGCGGCUAUGAGCGUUGUUAACUCCGAGGAUGAGCUACUAACCAAAUUGACAAACGCUUCAGACGUGUCUCCCGACCACCCAGUGGUCAUUUCCAAGUUCAUUGAAGGAGCUCAAGAAAUCGAUGUCGACGCUGUCGCUUACAAUGGUGAGGUGUUGGUGCACGCUAUUUCUGAGCACGUUGAAAACGCCGGUGUCCACUCUGGUGACGCUACGUUGAUUCUACCUCCACAAUCUCUAAGCCAGGAAAUCAAGGAUAGACUAUAUGAUAUUGCGAAAAAGGUUGCGAAGGCCUGGAAAAUCACCGGUCCUUACAACAUGCAAAUUAUCAAGGAUGACAGAAACGAGGGCACCACUUUGAAGGUUAUUGAAUGUAAUAUCAGAGCCUCCAGAUCGUUCCCAUUCGUAUCCAAGGUCUUGGGUUGCAACUUCAUUGACGCCGCAGUCAAGGCGUUUAUCGGCGAAGACGUUCCUAAGCCUGUGAACCUGAUGGACCAGAAGUACCCAUACGUUGCCACCAAGGUGCCUCAAUUCUCUUUCACACGUUUGGCUGGUGCAGACCCCUUCUUGGGCGUUGAGAUGGCCUCCACCGGUGAGGUCGCUUCCUUCGGUAAAGAUGCCUUAGAGAGUUACUGGACCGCUAUGCAAAGUACCAUGAACUUCAACGUUCCUCUGCCACCCAGUGGUAUCUUGUUCGGCGGUGAUCUGAGCAAGGACUAUUUGGGCCAAGUGUCUGGCUUGGUAGCGGGACUUGGAUUCAAGGUCUACGUCACCAGCGAAGCUACCAAGGCGUACCUGGAGAAGUUCGUUCCUAGCGACUGUGCUGUUGUUAUCAUCGAGUUCCCAAAGAACGACAAGCGUAAGUUGCGUGAGCUGUUCCAGCACUACGACAUCAAGGCUGUCUUCAACUUGGCCGCCAAAAGAGCCGAGUCUCUUGAGGACGUGGACUACGUGAUGAGAAGAAAUGCCAUCGAUUUUGCCCUACCUCUUUUCAACGAGCCUCUAACAGCAUUGCUGUUUGCCAAGGCUCUAACACAAAAGGUUGGCGAGAAGUUGAAGAUACUCGAAUCCACCGAUGUUAUUGUGCCUCCUGAGGUGCUAACAUGGCACGAGUGGAUUGGUCAGAGACCAAUGUAG